This is a messenger RNA of Porites evermanni, 330 nucleotides long. NCBI's taxonomy places the organism in Eukaryota, Metazoa, Cnidaria, Anthozoa, Scleractinia, Poritidae. The record is from the annotation of a GenBank genome assembly.
GGAGGGAAACCAACACUGAAUGAUCCAGGAUUCAUUCCUAGCUACCCUUCAACGCUUCCAGGUGGCCUCCAUCCCAAACUGAUUGUCCCUAUCAAAAAAUUCACACUCUCUUUGGUGAAAGACGUGUUCUCGAUGAUAGAACAGCCAGAGGUAGAAGUAGCGACAUCAAGUAGCUUUAAACAUAUUUUUACGUUUGUACGUAGAAGCAAAGAUGGAUUAGGUCACUGCCAAGGAAGUGAAGCCGGAGUUAACUGCGAAUUAAAAGGAAACACAAUAACCCGGAUGGAUCUAUCAGGUUGCUUUAUUUCAGACGAUGAAAAGGCUCAGUUU